AUGGACGAUCAAUGGGACGUUAUUGUUUCAUCACUCCAAGAUCUUUGCAAGAAGCAUGAGUCACAAAGCUUUGAUGAUCUGGUCAAUGAGAAGAGAGUAAAUUUUCAGAAUCUAGCGUCCGACCAAUUGCAGUUGCAAUUGGACAUUUUCUCAACUCACUCUGAAAAUUUGGACGGCGCGCUUGAAGUGAUACGUGCGAUAUCAUAUAGUUUGAGUGAAGUGCUCAAGAUCGCCCAGGAGAGGACGGAGAGAGAAUCAGAACAAUCUGCUGCUUUCACUGACACCGCUACUGGACGAUCAUAUUGGACAAGCCCUUUUAAUCCUAGCGAACCAAUUGUAUUAGGAUCAGAAGUAGCAUACAAACCUAAAAAGGGGGGUGACGGGGAAUGGUUUCAGUGCCAGGUGAUCAAGAUCUCGAGCGACGGCACUAGGUUUGAUGUUCGGGACCCCGAGCCAGACGAGUUGGGGGACCCUGGUCAAGUUUAUAAGUGCAGCUGGAAAGAAAUCAUUCUUUUACCUGCAAUAAACACACCUAAACACUUGACGCCCAACUAUCCCGGAGGAACCAAGGUACUGGCGCGAUAUCCCGAGACAACUACAUUUUAUCCGGCGGUUGUGAUAGGACAUAAAAGGGAUGGGACCUGCAAGCUGAGAUUUGAUGGAGAGGAAGAAGUGGAUAAGGAAACUGAGGUAGCAAGGCGGCUUGUGUUGCCGUUUCCAGGACGUCGCUGA
Messenger RNA from Lachancea dasiensis, 732 nucleotides. NCBI's taxonomy places the organism in Eukaryota, Fungi, Ascomycota, Saccharomycetes, Saccharomycetales, Saccharomycetaceae. The record is from the annotation of a GenBank genome assembly.